Diachasma alloeum is the source of this 651-nucleotide messenger RNA. RefSeq lists its product as uncharacterized. Gene Ontology annotation, molecular function: odorant binding; olfactory receptor activity. The coding region runs from base 1 to 651 and encodes 216 amino acids. Gene Ontology annotation, cellular component: plasma membrane. Gene Ontology annotation, biological process: detection of chemical stimulus involved in sensory perception of smell; sensory perception of smell. The record is from RefSeq and is a predicted model, not a curated record. Lineage: Eukaryota; Metazoa; Arthropoda; Insecta; Hymenoptera; Braconidae. The transcript is spliced from 4 exons.
AUGGAAACUUUAGCAACUCCGCACUUACGGAUUAAUAAAAUUUUGUUAAAUAUUGUAGGCCAAUGGCCGCAUCAGCCAAAAGUUGCGAAAACUAUUUGCUAUUGUUUGAUGUUGUUUUUUACGAGUACUCAGGCCUAUUUACAGAUUGCUGGCAUGAUAUGCGCGAGAAACAACAUCGAUCUCUUUUUGGAAUCAAUACCAACUGUUUUGGUGGAUUUUACCUGCGCUGCCAAAAUCUUCAAUUUUUUUUAUAAUGGAGAUAAGAUGAAACAACUAUUGCUCAUUUUAGAAGAUGACUGGAGAAACGUGAAAACCUAUUCGGAGGCUGCAAUCUUGAAUAAAUACUCUCUCUUUGCGAGGAAAUUGACUCUUAUGUAUUGUGGUGCCUUGUACGGAACGAUGACUCCGUUCUUGCUGAUUCCACUUGUGCCGAUAAUCCAUAAUUUCAUAGCGACUCAAAAUGAUUCCAUAUCGAAACAAUUAAUGUUUGAGCAAGUUGAUUAUCUGCUAGACACGGAAAAAUACUACUAUCCUUUAUUUAUUCACGGUUAUUGCGGAACUUUGGCGUUCCUCACAGUCGUCGUUGCUAUUGAUACCAUGUUUAUGGUCUAUGUUGAACAUGCCUGCGCCAUUUUCGCUGUUGUAGGGUGA